Molecule: messenger RNA, 550 nt
Organism: Camelina sativa (false flax)
Lineage: Eukaryota; Viridiplantae; Streptophyta; Magnoliopsida; Brassicales; Brassicaceae
Source: RefSeq, a predicted model, not a curated record
CUUAACCUCAGUGGACCGAUGGAAGAUGCAACAACUCUUAUGAAUUACAACGGCAAAUUAGGUUUGCUUAUGUUUGACUUUUUUAACGGGAAAAGUAGUGGUUUUGAAUUUUGGGUUUUGGAAGACUUCGACAAAAAGGAAUGGUCCGAUCACGUUUAUGUCUUUCCUCCUGUUUGGCAAAAUGUAGUUGAGAAGACCACCUUAUGCUUUUCUGGAGUGGUUGGUACAACUGAAUUUGUGUUUGUGCCGAAUACACUGUCUGGUCCUUUCUAUGUUUUCUACUACAAUAUCGAGAAGAACACUGUCGUUAGAGUGGGAGUCCGAGGAAUGGAAGCGUUUGAAGGUUAUACUGUUGAAGCCUUUUCAAAUCAUGUGGAGAAUGUUGAGCUUAUUCGAGCAUUUUAGGAAUUUGUAACUUGAAAAGGUUAUGUAACAAAGCUAGUUUUUCUCUUUUUAAGUUCUCAUCAUAAGGAUUAAUGACCAUGUGUAGUAGUUAUCAUUUUGUUUGCUUAUUGAACAUAAGUACGUUUUGUUUCCUGUGAUAAAUGGA